AUGGCGAGGGCCAAAGGGAGGUCCCCGACAGAGAGGGGAGAGGGGCCGCGGGGCAGCGCGGCCAUCUUAGGAAGCCAGGGCCGACCCCGAGUCCGGCGCGGGUCUCCCGCUUGGCCGCCGCGGCCUAGGCCCCUGGGUCGGCGUGAGGCGGGCGCGGCGGUACCUGGUGGUCUCCUGAGGGGGGCCGCCGCCACCGCUCCGCUAGCUGCUGAAGCCGCUCGACACGCUCGCGGUCGGGCUGCAGCUGCAGCGGCUGGAGGGCGAAGUGAAGGAGACACCGUUCCGCCCGCCGCAACCCUGUCCGCUCCCAGCCAGGACCCCGCCGCUGCCCCCGGGGCUGUCCGCCGCGCCUGUCCCCGCAGCGCAGCCCGCUGCCAACUCCAACCUGCUCCGGAGCGGCCACGUGGACCGACAGCGCCCCGGUCCUGCAGGGUGUUGCCAGGAUAAGAGAUGAGGAGGAC
This is a messenger RNA of Symphalangus syndactylus (siamang), 461 nucleotides long. RefSeq names its product sterile alpha motif domain-containing protein 1-like. The record is from RefSeq and is a predicted model, not a curated record. Lineage: Eukaryota; Metazoa; Chordata; Mammalia; Primates; Hylobatidae.